AAGUAACAAAUGGAUGAUAUGAUAAGUGAAGUUACAAAUAUGUCUGGUCAUGAGGAGAAAAUAAAACCUACAGAACCUAAGCAAGAAGGUGCCAUCUCAAACACCACUGAAGAUAAAUCAAACAUUUCAGUAAAGGGACACGAUGUAAUUCUCAGUAUAUCAGGAAAAAGAACUCGGAGUGAGACGAAGGAAACUGAGAAAAUUACACAUGUACCUGUCACGUGGUUACAGGAAAUCAGAUCAAACAUGCAGAAAGCUUUACAGACAUUUCAAGGCAAGGCCCCAGAACCACAGUCUAUUCUGUAUGAUAUUAAUGUGUUGUCUGACUUGUUUGUAAAGAAAAUAGGACAACUUGAGGAAGAAAACACAAGCUAUGCAAUUAAAUUAGCAGCUUUAAAUUCAGAAAAUGAAAACGUUAAAAAGGAAUGUAAAACGUUAAAGCAAGAUAUCUUGAAGAAAAACGUUGAAAUACAAGAAGCCAAAUCGGAGCAUUCUAUAAAUGUUGGGAAAUAUGGUACACUAAAGGGCGAGGCUAAAAAAGAAGUACAACGAUUGAGAAAAGAAAUGGAAGAACUCAGACAUAAACUAGGUCACGUGAAUGAAGAAAAAAACUACUGGGUCAGAAGAAUAAGCGAAAUUGCGGGAGCUAAAAUGACAGACGGUAACGCCCAAAUUACAGAUCUGAGUGACCCAAAUCGACCAAUCAAAUUGGCGGAACGAUUCGGAGAAUUGUAUGAUGCAUGUUGGACUGAUGUACUAGAGGAAUUCAUGAUCCACCACAGCAAAGGUACAGCCGCAGAGGAAAAGAAAGCCAUCGAUGGUUUAAAGACUUUACUAGAGGAUUGUCACAGUGCCGGGUUAAGGUCUCAUUUAAUUAUCCUAAGAACAGUUUGUACUUGCAAUUUGAUUCUGAUUCACUAA
Messenger RNA from Saccostrea cuccullata (small rock oyster), 921 nucleotides. RefSeq lists its product as uncharacterized. The record is from RefSeq and is a predicted model, not a curated record. The transcript has 8 exons. NCBI's taxonomy places the organism in Eukaryota, Metazoa, Mollusca, Bivalvia, Ostreida, Ostreidae. The coding region runs from base 10 to 921 and encodes 303 amino acids.